Molecule: messenger RNA, 1299 nt
Organism: Cuscuta campestris
Lineage: Eukaryota; Viridiplantae; Streptophyta; Magnoliopsida; Solanales; Convolvulaceae
Source: the annotation of a GenBank genome assembly
CUUUAAAUUAUGCCCACAUUUCUUUUUCUUUAUCUUCAUCUCCUUUUUCGUUGACGACUCGUUGGUUCCCCGUUCCAAAGCCCGUUUUCUGGAACGCUCCAUCGAUCUACGGUCCAAAGUUCAGAUCUUUAUGAAUAUACGGGUUUUCUGGUGCGAAAUCUGACUCGGAAGUUUGUUUAAUGGGAGGUUUUGGGUUUUCGAACGCUGAGAUUUAUCGUACGAUUCAUAUUUUUGUCGCAGAUCUGAUUUGAAAUUGAAUCGUUUCUUUGAUUUCUCCAUGUCCGGAGAGAUUUAGUCGGAUUAUUUUUCAUAGGGAUUUAUCUAUCGCGAGAAAUUUUGGGGCUAUCAAAAGAUGUCGCUUUUGCCCAAAAGUGAUUCCGUGCAGAUCCGAGAAGUUUGGGAUUAUAAUCUGGACGAAGAGUUUGCCCUAAUCCGUGGAAUCGUUGAUGAUUAUCCGUAUAUCGCCAUGGAUACCGAGUUUCCAGGGAUUGUUAUUCGGCCCGUUGGCAAUUUCAAGAACAGCAACGAUUACCAUUACCAGACUCUCAAGGACAAUGUGGACAUGUUGAAGUUGAUACAGCUGGGCCUCACAUUCUCUGAUGAGAAAGGUAACCUCCCCACCUCCGGAACGGACGACCGUUACUGCAUCUGGCAAUUCAACUUCAGGGAGUUCAACCCGAACGAGGACGUUUUUGCCAGUGAUUCGAUCGAGUUGCUUCGCCAGAGUGGGAUUGAUUUCCAGAAGAACACAGAGAAGGGUAUCGACGCAAGGAGGUUUGGGGAGCUUCUCAUGUCCUCUGGGAUUGUGCUGAAUGACAGUGUUUACUGGGUCACAUUCCACAGCGGGUACGAUUUCGGGUACCUUCUCAAGAUACUGACAUGUCAGCCAUUGCCGGAGACGCAGUCGGGGUUCUUUGCAUUGAUCAACAUGUAUUUCCCUGUGGUGUAUGACAUCAAGCAUCUGAUGAAGUUCUGCAAUAGCCUCCAUGGUGGGUUGAACAAACUCGCGGAGCUGCUGGAAGUUGAGAGAGUCGGGAUCUGCCACCAGGCUGGUUCGGAUAGCUUGCUCACGGCUUGUACCUUCAGGAAGUUGAAAGAAAACUUCUUUAGUGGCUCUAUGGAGAAGUAUGCAGGUGUGUUGUAUGGCCUAGGAGUUGAGAAUAACCAUUGCUGAAAACAAUUUUAAAAAAAUAAUAAAAAUAAAGAAAGACAGUGUUAGGUGAUUGUGAAGUACGUGUGUGCUUGAAAAAAGAUGUCUUUUUUUAUCUUGUACACUUAGAGUAAAAGUGUGUUGUAAUG